GUGUUUUCUGCAUUGAUGAAGGACGGAAACAAUCGAGAAGCGGAGAAAACCGGCAGCCCAGCUUUAAGAAGCUAACGCAGGCUAAUCCAGAUGCUAACUCUGUUAAAACUCCAGCUUUGAAGGUGAAUUCUCAGCCUGAAGCCAAACUCGCUGCAGGUGAAGUUCUUGUUUCUUAACAAGCAGCAGGUUCCGGGACCAGAGACAUUAAACCUGGCUGUUAGAUGAUCUCUACGUGUCGUUUCCUCUCUGCUGGCUGAGAGUAAAGCUUCUGAUGGUCUUACCUCCUUGUUAGGAGGCCUCUAACACAGAGCAUCAGGCCCUGUGUAAAUCUAGAGAGACUUUAAAAUUAACCGUAGGUGCUAAUGAUUUUCUAAAGGCUUCAGAAAAGACCCCAGUGGUUUCAUUCGUCAUGUGGAUCCUCUUCGUUUGCUGCAUUUGUGGAACCGAGACUCUGGAUCUGAACAUGGAUCUGUAGCUGGUUAAGAAAAAGCUUAAAUCUCAAGAAGAAUCGAGGUUUAAAAAUGAGAAUGUUCCUGAAUAUACAGGUGUGAAAAGAGCCUAAAUCUAACUGUUUGAGAUGAACAUUCUUUAGUCACUGAGGAAGAUUUUAUAUCUAAAGUAGAUGAGAAAACCAAGAUUUUGGACCUUAUUGAGCCCAAGUUUAGUUUGUUUCUGUGGGCGUUUGAAUCAGUGUUUCAAGGAUCCAGAUUUCCUCUUAGAGCACUUUAUUGAAAAUGAGAAACCACACCCAUCACGAAAACUCAGAGCGAGCAGAAAGAGGUCGACUAAAGGUUUAGGCUGCAGAUGUUUAAAGCUGCAGAAAGUGUUCUUUUUUUCAAGUGGGGUUCUACAGAAAGGUUGUAAACAAUAUUUUACUUGAACAAACUAAAUGUAGAGAAAUGGAAUUGAGUUCUUCCAGGACUGACAAGCUAACGGCUGGUCUGAACAGAUUAUAUUGCUCCCAACUUAAAUCAGCUCCAAUCUCAAGUUUCAUAAAUGCUGUUUUCUAAACCUUUAAAUCAUUGUUAGUUCCAUAUUGCAUUAUUUACAUUUGUAACACUACAUGCUAGCACACAUCCUUCCAUCACUUCCUGUUGGAAGAUCACAUUGACUACAAGAGUAACCAUGUAAAAUAAACCUGGUGACAAGAGUAAAGCUUUAUAAAACUGCUCACGCUGUUGUAUGACAAAGAUGAUCCACUUUGGUUCUGGAGACGCUCAGAUGUGCUGUUAAAUCAGGAUCUGACUGGGCUGUGACUGCAUAUGUAAAAUUUCAACAAAGCAGGAACAUUUACAGUUGCACUAAAUUGAGGGUGUUUGGGACCAGCGAGCCUUGUGGUGAGGACUGUUUUUAAAAUCACCACUCAUUUUCACGUGCAUGGAACCUGUAUUCCAGGCCAUGCAUAUUAUUUUAAUGCUCACCUUUGCCCACAUCACAGCCGCCUCUAUUUUUGAUUGAAUUCACUUCGGAAACGAAAACAAAGAGAUUUAAAGUCGUGUUUGCCAGAGCCUCACUGCACAACACCUGCUUUCUACACCUGUAAGGCUGAUCAGAAGAACUUUGUCUAUGGUCUAUUAUCUCAACGUUUAGUGGUUUAUUCAGAUACUUCUUUUUAAAUCCUUCCACUGUUGAAGAAAUAUUAAGUCAAAGAAGUGCUACAGCUAAUGAUAUGAUGAUAUAAACCCACCCUGAUUUCAUGAAACUCACUGUAUGAGAUCUCCAGAAUUUAUAUUAAAUAAUCUGUUUUGGCAUAAUUAUAACAAAAAAACUGUAGUUAUAAAAAAUGUAAUGAUUUUGAGGAUGUUUAUGUUCAUUAUACUCCUAUUUAAUGGAUAAGUAACAAAGUCUGUUUACUUCAACCAGCAACAGUCAUAUUCAAAUCUGUCAUUUUGUGGGUCGAAAACGACAAAGUUUUGAAAACAUUGAUGUAAGUUAGGAGUUAUUGUAAGACAACAGCAAUCCAUACUAGACUUGGUGUUGGUUUUAGUGCUUGUUAGCUCAACGAUCAGGUCAUGGUUUAAUUAUCUCUAAAUUGAAAUUGUUCAAAGAACCAUCUACAGCAGGUAAGAUACUGUUUACAACUUUUCCACAGAACCCUAGUUCAAAAUGCCUGAACUAUCCCUUUAACAACCUUACAAACCCUGAAACCUGCUUGUACCUGAACGGUUGUAAUCACUCCUGUUAGCAAAACUGAUUCAUCAACAGAUAAUGAGUUUAAUCUUCUUUCAUCGUUCAGUCAUGUCAGUCACCUCUGAUUCUAAUAUCCUAAUUCUUUUUAUAAAGGUGGAUUUCCUGGUAACCAGUGGUGCACAAACCAGUUUUUCAA
Austrofundulus limnaeus is the source of this 2326-nucleotide messenger RNA. Its product is annotated as TBC1 domain family member 12. Gene Ontology annotation, biological process: regulation of GTPase activity. Gene Ontology annotation, molecular function: GTPase activator activity; small GTPase binding. The record is from RefSeq and is a predicted model, not a curated record. Lineage: Eukaryota; Metazoa; Chordata; Actinopteri; Cyprinodontiformes; Rivulidae.